AUGGAAAAAAAGGUAUUAAAGCUCUACUGUGAUGGAUGCGGAGAACAAAACAAAAACAACAUUGUACACACUAUAAUGUACUUCCUUUCAAUCCACCAAUGUCCUAUCAAAGAGAUCAUCAUUACAUUUCCUGUUCAAGGCCAUAGUUUCCUUCCUGCAGACCGUGUUUUUGGAAGGUUAGAGAAACUUUUUUGGGAGAAAACUACUAUGAUAACAAAAAAAGAGUAUUAUGAGCUAUUUAAAGCAGUUGGGAACAGCUUGGACACUGAAAGACACCAAAAGUAUCUCUACACAUCUAAAGAAGAUUGA
This is a messenger RNA of Psylliodes chrysocephalus, 309 nucleotides long. The record is from the annotation of a GenBank genome assembly. NCBI's taxonomy places the organism in Eukaryota, Metazoa, Arthropoda, Insecta, Coleoptera, Chrysomelidae.